Xyrichtys novacula (pearly razorfish) is the source of this 5147-nucleotide messenger RNA. The record is from the annotation of a GenBank genome assembly. NCBI's taxonomy places the organism in Eukaryota, Metazoa, Chordata, Actinopteri, Labriformes, Labridae.
GUGUUACACAAGUGCACGUACACACACACACAUACGCACACACAUACGCACACAUUCAUCUCACAGAGUCCAUUAAGAAGCCAGGCAGAAGAAAAAGAGCUACACAGCGACAGAUCGCACAGGAGGAGUUAGAGAAGGUAGGCUGAAACUUUUACCUCAUUAUAAACUGGAAAUAAUUGAAAAUAUCUGCACUUGGAAAUUAAUUGUUGUUGUUGUAAAUACAAGGUCAUUGAUGCUCCUCAGCAGAGUGGCUCCUAAGUAAUGAUAUAUUUUUUUUAAAUCUAUUUAUAACUGUUUUUAUAAAGGUUAAAGGCUUAAAAACUUAAAAGAGAGCAACAAAAAUUAACAUGAUUUGAUGGAUCUCUUUAACAGAUAUAAUUCAAAACUGCAUUUAAAGCUGAAAAAGCAACAUGAUUUUAUAUAGUUCACAUUGACAUUUGUUGUAACAGACUGUGAGCCAUCAUAUCAGGGGGUAUUUUCAUUAAAUUGAUUUACAAGUGUUCCUAAAACAUUAUCCUGUCUCAGUGCAGUAGGUAAACAGGUCACCUGUCCUGGACUCUCUGUGCCGCCUGGCCCAGAUCCAAUUAAUCCCGCUGACCGACCUGCCAUGACUUCAUUAACAGGCAUUCUUAACAUUAACCUCAGGGCUCCUGGCUGUCUAACGCGUCUUCAGUUAGGACUAAGACAUGUUAAAGUAUUUUAAUACAAAGUAUAACUUCUUAACCAUUAACUAAUUAAUUGUGAAAAUUCAAACCACAUGAGCAAAAGUCUGCUCCUCACAGUCUGUGUGCAUGUUGGGAUGUUUCCUCCUGACAGUGUUGCGGUCAAAAGGGAAGCUCAGAUCAAAGGAUUAGUCUUACUUCUCAUUAGACCGCUAACGGGACAGAUGGCAAGCUGGACCAACACCGUAGAUAGAUAGUAAGAGUUUCAAAUCAUUGAUAAAAAAAGGAGGCUGGGACUGAAAAUCUCAACCUGUCCAAACUUUCCUAACUUCGAAACCUCACAAAAGCGUCUUUGCUGCAGUAUUUUUAAUGCUUGAUGAUCUCCAGGACAAAAGAUCAGAUUUUAAUCUGUUCUUGGCACAAACCUGAGCUCAUUCUGUCACUGUCUCUCCCGCUGCCUUCUGUCUGUCUGUCUGUCGAUCCGUCUGUCUGUCUGUCUGUCUCAAAGCAAUGUCAGGACCGAGGCCUGUGGUGCUAAGCGGCCCCUCCGGAGCAGGGAAGAGCACUCUGAUGAAGAGGCUGAUGAAGGAGCACGAGGGCGUGUUUGGAUUCAGUGUGUCACGUACGUCCCUGUGCCAGCUGGUUAUUGGCUUCAAUUACAAUAACAUCCUGUCUGUGGGAGAAGUAGGACAAAAAAAAGUCACACAGUGUCUCAGCCCCAUGGUCUAAUUCUACACCAGCUGAGAGCAGAAAUAGUUUUCUUUCAUUGCAUAACUUUAAAUGUUUAUAACCUUUAUGUUUAUUACCUUAUUUCACGGUGAAGUCUUCUUUUCCCAGACACAACAAGGAACCCUCGGCCAGGAGAGGAAGAUGGCAAAGGUACAGUAUUUCUAGAUUUGUUGGUAACACUUUUCAGCCCCAACACAUUGAUUCAACACGCAGGAGCCCUGGACUUGGAUUGAAUUCUUUUACACCUCUUUCCUUUUUUUGUUUGUUUCUAAGCCAAAUUCCCACGCCUCUACCCUACCUGCAUGCUCUAAAAAAAUAACACCAACAACACUUCUUACUCCCAAGUGACCAGCACAAAUGGUUUUGUCCCCCCUGUGUAGUUCCCCUGGUCUGAAGGGAUAAACCUCUCUCUGUGCCUUUUUUGCUUUUCUCCAUAGGGCUGAACAAGCUCCCCUUGCUUCUGGGGGCUACUUUACUACCCGUAGCAGACGUCUUAUCCUCUGAAGACUUAGAAAUGUCAAGCUCAUUUUCGUGUCCAAAUGAAUCAGAAACCACAGAUAAAGGUGACCCUACUUUAGUUUCUUAAGGCAGAGGGAUGGGGGUUACUUUCAUCUUCCUGGUAUGCUCUCAUUGGAUUUAUAGAAACUAUUCGCAUGAUAACCAAAAACAAACAAAAACAAUAAAAGAAAAUUUUAAAGAAAAGAUGUAAGGAAUCAGGAUCAGACAGUCUGCACUUUGGAGUAAAAAGCUUUUGAAAAUAGCCCCCUGUGAUGCCUCGGUAGUGACCCCCUCUAUUUCCAGUCCUGCAAAGUUUUAUGUCCAAAAAAACAAAAACCUGUCCCGUUUCCUCUGUAGCUAAUAGAGCCUAAUGAUUUGUGGCCAACCAUUAGCAUCGCUGGAGAAAGAAAAAAUAAAGUUUCUACACACUGCCUCCAUGAGUAAAAAUUCUGGAAAAAUACUCUGACAGACAGUCCUUCAUUUGUGAGCAGCUGAAAAAAAAGCUGUUCAUAUUUUUGGGUGUUUUAUUUAUUUAUAUAUUUAUUUAUUUCGGACAAUGAAUAGCAUGUUAUUAAUCUCACACAUGCCUCAUUGAUGAAGUAAAACAACAGUACAUUUGCUCACCAUAGGCCAGAAUCAGCUUUCUUUCUUUUCUCUGCUGUUUUUCAGAGUGCUGUUUAAAGCGUCCCGGCUUUUUAUUUUUUAUUUUUUUAGGCUUAUUAUCGAUUUGUUUACAGCUCAGCCACUUCCUAUCCAGCUUUUCUCUUCAGAUUGUUACUCCAGUCUGAGCCGACUCCUUCAUGUUGUCAUGCUAAUGAUUGUGUGCAAUCGCAGUGGCCAUUAGCGGUGGUGGUGGUGGUUCUAGUAACGUGUUUGUCUCUAAAACUCGGCUGCUUUAGAUCCACAGAGGUUUUGAUGUUGUGUCAAAAUAAUGUGUACUGUGACAGUUACACUAAUGAUAUCAUUAGAAAGUAGCUGACAAAAAAAAACAUGUUUCUCAUCUUUGCCUCUUCUAUGUGAACCACUGCAUACUUGUCUGUUCUUUUUGACAAAUUUCACACACAGUUACAAAUUUAGCUCAGAGGACAUUGUAGACUUUUACACACAACAUUUGCCAAGCAGAAUAUCAUUUAGCAUUAUCCAUUUGACCUGUGCUGAAUGCUAUUUUACUGCUUACUGUGUUAAGAACUCUUGUGAGCAGCUCCUUUGAUUUGAUCUGAUUUUAUUUAGCUGUGCACGUUUCCAAAGACAGCGCAGGGCUCAUUAUAAAAAAUUGCAUCUUGCAGACUAUCACUUCACAACGAGAGAGGCGAUGCUGGAGGGAAUUGAAAACGGAGACUUCAUAGAAAACGCAGAGUUUUCUGGAAACCUGUACGGAACAAGGUAAAUAAUCAAACUCUUGUAGUAACUGCGCCAUAAUUUUUAUUACAUUUUCAUUUUAAACUGAUUUGUUUCUUUAAAAAAAAAUCUAAAAACUUUGGGAGUGUUUCUGCUUUUGUCAGUCUAAAUACUGUAUCACAGAUCUAUUAACGUCGUUGAAUAGAAAUGAAGCCUCGGGCCUCAUCAAAAGAAGUACCCUCAGGAUAAGCCACAAAGAGCUAUAAAAUUCAGGUCACAGAUGGAGCUUUGAUCGCAUUACGUCAAAAAGAACAGCACUGUGGCUCAGCACCUCGAGUGUUACAUGUAAUCUCUUCCUCUUUUUCUGAGAUAACACACACUCACCCAAGACUGAGGACUGAGCAGCUGGGAUCAAUGCAAAAAUCCUCUUAACUUACUUGCUACCUAUACCACUACAUAUGUACACUCUAAGUACCUGAUUGAACGUCGGACCUGAUCCUUUUUGCUUUAACAUACUUGUGUUUUAAUCUUAAAAUGUAACUUUUCAUGGAUUCUCUAGUAAAGCCGCCAUAGAAGACGUUCAGGCCCAGAACCUAAUCUGCAUCUUGGACGUGGACAUCCAGGGUGUGAGGAGGAUUAAAGAGACCGACCUGAACCCCAUCUACAUCUCCAUCCAGCCUCCCUCCAUGGAGAUCCUGGUAACUAUCUAACCAACAGUAUUGCAAAUUCAUAAAGUUUGUAAUAGUUUGAGAUGAUCCAACAUAAACUUACAAAAGCGUGUGCUUCUCUGGGAUUUGUCUUGGAAACUUUAGACAUGACUGUGUUUUCUAACUCUGUAAAGCAGCUCUAGUUUCAAUCAUGUUCACUUGUUUUUUGUUUCUUCUCUCAGGAAAAGCGUCUGAGGGACAGGCAGACAGAGACGGAGGAGAGCUUACAGAAGCGGCUGGAGGCAGCACGCAUUGACAUGGAGCUCAGUAAGUACUUCAUCAGUUCUUGUAGGACAUGAUACUGAAAUGCACAGAACUGCAGCUGAUCUGCUUCUCUUUUUAAAAAGGCAAGGAACCAGGAGUGUUCGAUGUUGUAAUUAUUAAUGACGACCUAGAGAGGGCCUACGAGGAGCUGAAAGAAAUCCUCAAUGAAGUGAGUGACCACCUGAAAAAUCCCUCCGUUUAUAUUCUUUAAGUUUUGGCAGAGAUACAUUUCCCUCAUCUGUCUUUUUUCUUUUUUGUGUAUAGGAAAUCAAAAAAGUCCAAGAGGCCCAGUCUUAAGAAGGAUGCAUGCAGAGAUAUGAUCUUUCUGCUGCUGGAAAGAAGAAGCAACACUUUUGACUCUGGUCUGAGUUAAAUCUAGUGAACAACUUUGUUUCUUUUCUUUUUUUACCCUAACAUGAUCAGAGUAUUUCUCAGGGCGGUUUCACACUCAGCGAGAAAAAAAAGGGACUGUAAGGAGAAACAUUUUUGCUUUUAACCAAAAAGGGAGGUUGGGUUGUGUUAGAUCUAGUCGGGACAAUGGUCAAUAUCCAGAUAUCAAAAUCACGACCCAGCAGGUUCAUUAACCAUCUGAAAGAAAAAUAUUUGAUACAGCUGUUCAAAUGCAGUUCAAAGUUUUUCAUGUUUUUUUUUAACAAGUGAGAAGUUUGUCGAGUCAGUUUCUAGCUCCAACACUGGAAAUAGUUUGUUUUUUUGCAUUUAGUUGUUUUGAUGAGUUUUAAAACAGUAGAAAUAAUUUCAAUCAUAGUAAAGAGUUUUUAAAACCUCCUGUGAUGUAUCUGUAUGACUAAUAUUAUGUUGGUAAUAUGAUGACCUUCAUGAAAAUUUCAGUCUGUUAAUCUGUCUUCAUAAAAUAUAACUGAAUAAUCUGAAUGUGUGUUUUGGUGUUUGAAUACAAAUAAGUGUGAAUAAAGGAUGUCAAAAAUGUCCA